Molecule: messenger RNA, 2009 nt
Organism: Solanum tuberosum (potato)
Lineage: Eukaryota; Viridiplantae; Streptophyta; Magnoliopsida; Solanales; Solanaceae
Product: putative late blight resistance protein homolog R1A-10
Exons: 2
Coding region: 40-1509 (489 amino acids)
Biological process (GO): defense response to other organism
Molecular function (GO): ADP binding
Source: RefSeq, a predicted model, not a curated record
GUUGCAUCUUGUGCUUGCUCUGGCAAUUCCCUUCACCAGAUGCGUUUUCUGAGCAUGGAGGAAAGCUGGACUCUUUUACGCGAUAAGGUUUUUGGGAAUGGUGGUUACCCUCCGGAAUUGGAGAAAAUUGGGAGGUACAUUGGCCAUCAGUGUCAAGGGUUGCCACUUGCAGUUGUUGCAAUUGGUGGACUACUUUCCAAGAUGAGCAAGGAAACAAGUUCUUGGGAGAAUGUUGCAGAAAAGGUAGGAUCACUUAUGACCAGCGACACUAUGGAUUGCUUGAACAUACUUUCGUUGAGCUACAACCACUUGCCUCAGUACUUGAAAACAUGCUUCCUUUAUAUGGGAGUUUUUGCAGAAACUCGUGAGAUUCCAGUCUGGAAGUUAAUAAAAUUAUGGAUUGCUGAGGGCUUCGUCAAGAGAGUUAAUCAUAAAAAUCUAGAAGAUGUGGCAGAGGAAAAUUUGAGGGAGUUGGUUGAUAGAAGUUUGGUUUUGGUGGGGAAGCAUACUUCCCUAGGAAAAAUCAAGACUUGUAAGAUGCAUGAUCUCGUUCGAGAUAUGUGUUUGAGAGAAGUCCAAUAUGAGAAUUUUAUACACUUCAAAACGAGGUAUGACUAUGAUGAUCUUCUAGAAAACAUUAGUUGUCUACGUCGUGUAGCUGAUUUCCAUAAGUAUACACACAGUGGACUUUCUAAACUUAUGCCACUCACACGUUCUGUUUUCUUCAAAUAUCCAUACUUUUUUUGUUACCUCUCACAGUCGAGCUUUAGAUUACUGAGGAUAUUAGAUGUUUGCUUUACAUGUUUUUUCUCCUGUAGUCAGUCCGUAUCAGAACUUGUUCAUUUGAGGUAUAUUGCUUGUCCGUCCUUCAAUGGUCUUGUGCAAUCACUAUGCAAGCUACGGAAUAUACAGAACUUAGUUAUUCAUGAUUCACAUCCAUUUGGUUCAAGUAUGAGAACCCAGUCCCUACCAUGGGAAGUUGUGAAUAUGCCUCAACUAAAACAUAUCCAUACAAAAAAGUUGAGUCUUUUCAUAUCCCCACCUACAUCAGUAUUAAUUUCUGAGAGGGAGAAUCACUUACAAACGUUAACCGGAUUGAUGCCCUCAUCUUGUAACGAUGAGGUGUUUCUACGAAUUCCAAAUUUGAAGAAGUUGGGAAUUUUAAUUGUUGAUGAAUCAGACACUAUUCAGAAGUGUUAUUGUCUUGAUAAUCUUGUACAUUUAACUCAGCUUGAGAAGCUCAAAGUUGAGGUCAGCGAGAGUUAUCUGCUAAUUUUUAUGCGGAUUAGCGAAGGUUGGGUGGACAUUCCACAUUGUGACAAUUUCCCACCAAACCUUAAGAAGUUAACAUUGUGCAGAACGCACCUACAAUGGGAAGACAUGAACAUUCUCAGUAAGUUACCUAAUCUUGAGGUGCUCAAACUUAAACAUCAUGCCUUUCACGGACUAAUUUGGAAACUAAGCCAUGAAGACGAAGAUGGAUUCUUGAAGCUAAAGUUUUACUCUUGAGCGCAUGAGUCUGAAGCAAUGGGAAGCAACAAGUUAUCAUUUUCCAAGCCUUGAGCACUUAGUCCUAACAAAUUGCCGGUACUUGGAAAAAAUUCCUUUCGACUUUGCGGAGAUUCAGACACUACAGCUGAUUGAACUACACGAAUGUAAGCGUUCUGUUCUGUUUCAGCAGAGCAAAUACAAGAGGAGCAACAAAGCUUGGGAAAUGAUGACCUCGUUAUUCAUGCGAACUCUAUACGUGAGUAAACAUUAAUCAAAAAGACGUAACGACUAGCUGAUGGAGAGUACCAUAAGGUAUAUAUACUCAAGCAAAUUUGCAGAAGUUCAUGAUAUUUCCUGUCUGUGUAUUUUGACUUGUUUAGGACUGAGACGUAGUUUAGUGAAUCUGAUAUCUAUAUACAUUCAUCAGAAAGAAUGCAUCACCUUUGGAAUGUGUGUAUAGUUGAAUAACUUCUCUUUUUAUUGAAAUUGAUUCUAUAAAUCAGUUCUCCUCAACAAAA